Molecule: messenger RNA, 907 nt
Organism: Coregonus sp. 'balchen'
Lineage: Eukaryota; Metazoa; Chordata; Actinopteri; Salmoniformes; Salmonidae
Source: the annotation of a GenBank genome assembly
AUGGCUAAUAAAAAACAGAUGACUGAGGACGAGAAGUUCCUCUUCCUGGACAAGGACUUCAUCAACAGUCCCAUGGCCCAGGCCGACUGGUCAGCGAAGAAGCUGGUGUGGAUCCCCUCUGAGAAGAAUGGCUUCGAGGCGGCGAGCGUCAAGGAGGAGCACGGGGACGAGUGCCUGGUAGAGCUGGCCGACAACGGGAAGAAAGUGACAGUGAAUAAGGAUGAUAUCCAGAAGAUGAACCCUCCCAAGUUCAGUAAGGUGGAGGAUAUGGCCGAGCUCACCUGCCUGAACGAGGCGUCGGUGCUGCACAACAUCCGGGAGAGGUACUUCUCCGGGCUCAUCUACGUGAGUUGGACUCUCUACGUUCACACAGAUACAUACAGUCAUACUUGUACACACUCUACACAACCUGAGGUAAAUUACUUCUGUCCCACGGCACAGACGUCAAUUCAACAUCCAUUCCACGUUGGUUCAAUGUAAUUUCAUUGAAAUGACGUCGAAACAACGUUGAUUCAACCAGUGUGUGCCCAGUGGGAUAGGCCUAUCUACAUGAGAAGAUAUGGUCGUAGAAGCACACAGGCCCAUAAAUACUCACAAUAAUACUCACAGUCUUCACAACCUUAGAAAGAGGUCCUUGCUACCAGCAAAAAGGACUGUGAUAAUUUCAAACACAGCAAUUGAAUAAGUGUAGAAUAACCGUGUUUGCUUAUUAUCAAUAAUAACCCUGCUUAUCCAUGUUUUCUCUCUGCAGACAUACUCUGGCCUGUUCUGUGUAGUGGUGAACCCAUACAAGAUGCUGCCCAUCUACUCUGAGAAAAUCAUUGAGAUGUACAAAGGGAAGAAACGCCACGAAGUUCCCCCUCACAUCUACUCCAUCACUGACAACGCCUACAGAAACAUGAUGCAA